AGUCGUGUGACUGUGAGGUAGGGCCUAGUUAUUUCUGUUUAAAUGCGAAAUUAAUCGAUUUUCCUGGCUGUUCUACUCUACCCCAGUCGAGAUUCACCCUGUUGAGGCUGUUGCGGAAAUAUACCACUUCACUUUGGUUACAAUCCCUCUUCGCCGGUAAUGUCUGGAACCCGUAAUAACAAUGAGAGGCUUUCCUCUACGGAAUUUACUUCCGAUGGCGUUCCAGCUGCAGGUUGGCGGUUACGGCUAGAUCAUCAGUUUAAAGAAAAGUGGAAACCAUUUGAUCGACCACGAGUCCGUGAGAUAAUGUCAUUGAUGUGGAUGUUUGUAAGAUAUAUGUGUUACUGGAUAAAGCUAAAAUUAGCUAACAGAACUGCAUUUAUUGACCAGUUAAGUGCAGUUAAGUGCAAACAGAUUUAUGGUGUUCCAAUAGGAGGUAUUGGCUGUGGAACAAUAGGACGAGGAUGGAAAGGGGAGUUUUGUCGUUAUCAACUUAUCCCUGGCAUGUAUCGGCACCAUACAAUUCUAGCAAACCAAUUUAUAGUGACUAUCCGGAUGGAAGGCACGACCGUGUACCAACAAGUGUUGUCACCGAAAACAAAUACCAAGUCACAACUGCGAGCAUGGAAGUGGGGAUUUGACGGCGCGAAUGCAUUCUACCAUGCACUUUACCCGCGCUCCUGGAUGGUGUACAACAUUGCUGAGCACAGUGUGCGACUUAUCUGCCGACAGGUUUCGCCUGUCAUUCCACACGACUAUCAGGACUCGAGCAUUCCAUGUGCGGUGUUUGUGUGGGAGGUUGAAAAUUCAUCUGCUGAUGAACUAGACAUCAGUAUUGCUUUUACUUUUAAAAAUGGAAUGGGUUGUUCGCUAGACAGAGCUGGCGGGUGCCAAACAGAGGCUUUCAGUGCAUCGGAGGGUGCAUGUUCAGUUAAAGGAGUGCAAAUCCAUCAGUCUUUCAAACAGAUGUCAUGCACAUACGGUUUAGCCAUCAGAGAAACGGCUGGUGUGCAAAUCUCUCACAAAUUGCACUGGAACCCUAAAGGAUCGGGGACUGAUAUCUGGGAUGAUCUUCUCCAGUCUGGAUCGUUCUCAGUUUCCCCAACUACAGAGAAGAGUGAGGUGACACGUAAAGGUCAGGAGAUAGCCUGUGCUGUCUGUGCUAAGAUGAAAGCAAAACCUCACUGUCCAGUAACAGCAGAGAUGUGUCUUGUCUGGGAUAUGCCACGGAUACGCUUUGGUGCCGGAGAGCAGCAGUAUUACAGGCGCUACACACGAUGGUUUGGUAGGGAAGGGAAAGCAACUCCACGACUGUGCUCAUAUGCUCUGUCACAUUACGAAGACUGGGAAAAUAAAAUAAGCACAUGGCAAAUGCCAGUGCUGGAAGAUUCAAAACUUCCGGAUUGGUACAAGUCUGCACUGUUUAAUGAACUUUACUUCAUGGCGGAUGGUGGGACAGUGUGGGUGGAUGUGGACUGUGAAACUGUGACUGGUGUGAAACCUGUAAGCCCUGCCGUUGUCAAUCCUCACAAACUCAUCCAGGAAUAUGGAAAGUUUGCCUACCUUGAAGGUCAUGAGUACAGGAUGUACAAUACGUAUGACGUACACUUCUAUGCAUCGUUUGCCCUGGCUAUGCUGUGGCCUAACCUAGAACUCAGUCUUCUCUAUGACGUUGCUUCCGUUAUCCAGUACACAGAUGAUGAGUCUAUCCUGCACCUCUUUGAGGGAAAUACAGAUGUUAGGAAGCUUGCUAAUGCUGUUCCUCAUGACAUGGGUGACCCAGAUGAUGAGCCAUGGGAAAGGGUGAAUGGCUACCGAGUGCAUGAUACUGGCAACUGGAAGGAUCUCAACUUAAAGUUCGUCCUGCAAGUAUACAGAGAUUAUUUGCUGCAAAAGGAUAAACAACUUCUUGUGGACAUGUGGCCACUUGUGCAGGCUGUAAUUAAGAAGGGUAUUGAACAGGACUCUGAUAAAGACGGCAUCAUUGACAACACAGGAGCUGAUCAGACCUAUGAUGCAUGGAGGAUGUAUGGUGCCAGUGCUUACUGUGGCGGACUGUGGCUAGCAGCUUUAAAGGCAGCCUGCGAGAUAGGUACCAUCAUCGACAGCACUGCCGAUACAGUUGAAUAUGCUGCCCUCUUGGAACAAGGCAAAGAAUCUUACUACAAGAAACUUUGGACAGGACGGUUUUACCUCUUUGACUGCAGCGGGCGUGAUUGUGCCAAUAGUAUCAUGUCAGAUCAGUUAGCCGGCUAUUGGUAUCUUAAAGCGUGUGGAAUCGAAGCAGAGGUUUUUCCACCAGAGACUAUUACCACGGCACUGCGUACGAUAUACGAAAACAAUGUGCUGAAGUUCGAAGGUGGCACCAUGGGAGCAGUGAAUGCCAUGCGAACUGAUGGAUCCAUAGACACCUUUUGCCUACAAGGAGAAGAGACGUGGACAGGCACUUCCUAUGCACUGGCAGCUACGAUGAUUCAGGAGGGCAUGGUUGAAGAGGGUUUCCACACUGCAGAGGGAGUCUACAGGAGUUGUUAUGAGCGUCUAGGCCUCGGAUUCCAAACACCAGAAGCACUCUAUGCACCUAGGCAGAAGUUUCGCUCGCUAGGUUACAUGAGGGCACUGGCUAUCUGGUCUAUACAGUGGGCAUUAGAAAACGUUCAACCUCUAUAAAAAAAAAUCAGUCCAUCAUUAAUGUUAGCUUGAAGCCUGAGAUUCCAAUGGAGUGCUAAUUUCUCAAUCUAUGUGCACACUAUUGUUUCUCUUCUAUUAUAUGUAUCUGUGCACCAAGCCCAGUUAUAUUAAUAAUCUAUGCACUAUUUGUUACUCCCUUAUGGCGAGCAUGAUCUUCCACUAAAAGUCUGUGCCAAUGCAUUACGCUACAUUCUUUCAAAGUUUUAUGUGCUCUUGUGUCAAUCAGUUUUACCUCUCAUUUCGUUUAUCAUUUGAAAAUUGCCAAACGUAUUUGAAAUAUGCAUUUCUGUUCGUUUCCACACGGAAAACAAAUUGGUGAGCAUGCAGAUGGUUAUCUCAGAGGGCGCGUUUGUUUGGUCGGAUCCACGGAUCUCGAUCCACUGGAUCCGUGGAUCUGACUGUUUGUUUGGUUGGAUCCACCGAACUCGACCCUGCUAGCGAUGUGGAUUCGAAGGGGAUCCAAUAUGAUGGCCCGCGCCUCAGCCAAUCACAGCUUGUUCUUUGUUAUGAACCAUCCCGUGAUAGGUCACAGCGAAACGCGAACCGUUGAAAGUGAGUUUGCGUUUGUUUGGGUUAGGGUUCGAUCGAGAUCCGUGGAUCUGACCAAACAAACAUGCCCUAAGUUUUUGUCAUGCUUUGUCGUACUUUUAAUUGUAUCAUUGAUUUACUGUACAUAUGGCAUUAUUUCAUUUGGGAGACAUGAAUCAAAUUUAGUUACAUAGUGAUAUAGUGUAGAUUUAUGGUAAAUGACAGAGUAAUAUAUGUGAUGUUAUACCAAUUAAAGUUUAAAGUAAGUAGUGAAGUAAUUAUUAAAAUAAUUCUUUAAGUUCGUCAUGUUAUGAAUAUUGUCAUGAACCUAGUUUUCUGCUACGAAAAUAACGUUCAUCGUAAGCAUAUGUGGUUUAAAAUCAUUUUUCACUAGUAAAUUAUUUACUGGAUGGGAUAUACGGUGUCUAUGAAUAACUUUGUAUUCGGUGCUAAAAGUUGUUACUAGUAUUGGUUGUUUUUUUGUUCGAGUAAAAUUGAAUGCAGGAUCUAAAAUCUAUAGAUAAGAGUAACUAUUCAUCAGGAUUACACUGACCGUUUUUUCACGAUGUAUCCUGAUUUUGAAUCUUGAUCUCUUUAUUAUGAUCUCGGCAAACUAUGCGUGCAGUAAACCCAGAUGUGGAUGGAGUCAUCAUGGAAUCAUGGAGUCCCAGAUUUACGAACAUUUGGCUUCCGACCGUGCUUGUUGGCAAUCGAUUAAUGUUUUAUUAAUGACUUUUCAAUGCUGAACUGCACAUACGAUGCAAAUGGUUUGAACCAAUCUACUUUCUAAUACCCAAUACAGACUGCAAAUUUGAUACCACAUCAAACUAGUCCGGGCCGCGAAUUUUUUUUCCCCAUUUGAGUUACGGA
Messenger RNA from Priapulus caudatus, 4089 nucleotides. RefSeq names its product non-lysosomal glucosylceramidase-like. Lineage: Eukaryota; Metazoa; Priapulida; Priapulimorpha; Priapulimorphida; Priapulidae. Gene Ontology annotation, molecular function: glucosylceramidase activity; beta-glucosidase activity. Gene Ontology annotation, biological process: glucosylceramide catabolic process; carbohydrate metabolic process. The transcript is spliced from 18 exons. Bases 160 to 2670 code for a protein of 836 amino acids. The record is from RefSeq and is a predicted model, not a curated record. Gene Ontology annotation, cellular component: membrane.